Arvicola amphibius (Eurasian water vole) is the source of this 348-nucleotide messenger RNA. Its product is annotated as small nuclear ribonucleoprotein Sm D2-like. Gene Ontology annotation, biological process: spliceosomal snRNP assembly; RNA splicing. The transcript has a single exon. The coding region runs from base 1 to 348 and encodes 115 amino acids. Gene Ontology annotation, cellular component: U5 snRNP; precatalytic spliceosome; U1 snRNP. Lineage: Eukaryota; Metazoa; Chordata; Mammalia; Rodentia; Cricetidae. The record is from RefSeq and is a predicted model, not a curated record.
AUGAGUCUCCGCAAUAAACCCAAGAGAGAGAUGAGCGCAGAGGAGCUGCAGAAGCGAGGGAAGGAGGAAUUCAACACAGGUCCUCUCUUGGAGCUCAUAGUCAAGAACAACACACAUGUGCUCAUUAACUGUUGCAACAAGAAGCUACUGGGACAGGUGAAAGCCUUUGACAGGCACUGCAACAUGGUGCUGGAGAAUGUGAAGGAGAUGUGGACUGAGGUCCCCAAGAGCAGCGAAGGCAAGAAGAAGUUCAAGCCUGUCAACAAGGACGGCCACAUCUCCAAGAUGUUCCUGGGUGGGGACUCAGUCAUCCUGGUGCUGUGGAAACUGCUCACCACCGACAAGUAG